This is a messenger RNA of Gloeophyllum trabeum ATCC 11539, 1290 nucleotides long. RefSeq lists its product as uncharacterized. Bases 1 to 1290 code for a protein of 429 amino acids. The record is from RefSeq and is a predicted model, not a curated record. Lineage: Eukaryota; Fungi; Basidiomycota; Agaricomycetes; Gloeophyllales; Gloeophyllaceae. The transcript has 6 exons.
AUGUAUAUUUCUGGCUCGCACCUUCACCCCGCGUGCGACGCAAUCCGAUCCUUCCCGUCACUGCAGACGUUAUCAGUCAACCCGGACUUUUCUGGUGAUAUCAGUCGAUUCCUUAGAAGUCUCUCAGAUGCUAUCCACUCCUUACAUCAUACGUUACGUACGCUUGAAGUCUGGGAGAGCUGCUUCAUCGAACAAGAUUAUUACACGCCAGGCGGGAUCAACAGCGUGAAUACCAUAACCGAGGAUGACGAGGAGCAGGAGGAUGAUGCCGAUAUCCACGACAGCAGGGCGAAUGCUGAUGUCCUAAUGGACAUCUGCCCGGCAGACCUGAAGAGUCUCAUCAUCCAUAAUCCGAAGACGACGCUUUUGGCCAAUUUACCAGGUUGGAUAGACAGGCUCCGGGCUUCCGGCAAGUUAUCAGAAAUUGCAUUAAUUGACAAUGCUGGACCUAACCUUUCAGUGGGCCUUUCUUAUUCGCUUACUGACACGAACCUAUUCUCUGCACUCAAUAGCUUGCACGAACUGAGGGAAUUAUCGGUAUGCUACUACCUCCAACUCAACACGCCUUCUGUCCUCCCGAGCCUUCCCAAUCUCCGUAACCUACGAGUAACUCAUACGGGACCUCCGAUCAGCACUAUUCGGGAAGCUACUCUCUUCUCGAAAUUCGUACGGAGGAUCAUACGGGAUUCCCCAACCUUAGAAGAGAUUGAGCUUCGCAGGGAAGGCUUCGACCACAAGAGGGACCUUCAGCUAUCGUGCACUAGUCCCCGACGGACACACACUUUAUUCAAAUCGUUCCGCGAUCCUUCCCCAUCCUUGACUCCGCUCAUCCUGCAUCUAGCUACGGCGAGGCAUUCUGUUAAAGUACUGAAGAUGGCUGACUUCUUCGUGAAUGCGAAGCACUUGGCUAAAUUCUGCAAAGCCCGCGGACAAGGGAUAGAACAUCUGGAGAUCGGGAUCGGAAGAGCGAUUCUCCUCGGCCUGUCUCAGACGGUUGCCUCCCUUACGAACCUGAAACGGUUGCAACUGCGUGUAACUGGCGUGAGGCGAAAGCUGCUGAAUGGUUGUCUCGAGGCAUACGGAGAAAGUGUAGGACGUCCUUCUGAGCGUUGGAUCGAUCCCUUCGUGCGUAAACUUCCAGGCGGGCUAUUCUGGCUAGAUAUCAAUGGUAGAGAAUGGGAAAUAUCAUGGGCAUGUCCUUCCCCAGCUAAAUCGAGGAGUCAAAGCGAGAUACCUUCACCCACCAGGGUUGUCACCGAAAUGCAGCGGAAGAAAGUGGUUUGGGAGUAG